AUGAAACUCCAGUAUGCAGAAGGGAAGCUAAUCCAGCUUUUCCCCCAAUUAUUUUAUCAGCAGCCAAGAGUGCUGGCUCCAAAGAAAGUCUCUUUGCGUCAGGAUGCGCUGGCAGUCACACUGUGGCUGGCCCCCAUUGUCUGGGAAGGAGCCUUCCAUUCUGAGAUCCUAGACAGUGCCUACAGGCCACUGAAUCUCACCCUCAGGGUGGCAGCCUUUGCUGUUGGAAAAUGCAUAAGGUUUGUGGGCCACUUCUGGGAAUCAGCAGGGAAACAUCUCAGGAAAGGGUCUCCUGUGAACUGUUAUAUCUUCAUGGACAACCCUGAGACAAUUCCCGAUGUCCAGCUGCAGCCCGGACGAAGGGCUGUCCCAUCAAGAGAUAGCACUGUCCCCAUCAAGAGAUACCCCAGCUGGCAAGAGAUCUCCACGUGCAAGGAGGCCGUGAACAGGCCUAUCGCAGAGGUGAGCCGUCAGGAGGCGGCCUACCUCUGCUGCCUGGACACUGAUGUGGUGCUCCAUGCCUGGGGGCCUGAGGCCCUGGGUGAUACGGCAGCUCCCUCAAAGCCAGUUCCUUAUGAGAGGAGGAGUUCUUCAGCACCCUACAUCCCUGAGGAAGAAGGAGACUUCUACGGAGGAGCUGUGUUUGGAGGGCUGGUCAAGAAAGUCUGUGAGUUCACCCAGACUUGCCACAUGACCGUCCCGACGUACAAAGCCAGUGGGAUCAUGGCAGCCUGGCAGGAAGAAAGCCAUCUCAACAGGCACUUCCUCUCCCACAGACCCUUCAAGGUACUUUCUCCAGAGUAUUUACGGGAUGACAGGAAGCCAAAGUCCCCUGAGAUUCACAUGGUGGAUAAAAACUACAAAGAGAUACGAGAUUGA
Eurypyga helias (sunbittern) is the source of this 879-nucleotide messenger RNA. RefSeq names its product globoside alpha-1,3-N-acetylgalactosaminyltransferase 1-like. Gene Ontology annotation, molecular function: globoside alpha-N-acetylgalactosaminyltransferase activity. Gene Ontology annotation, cellular component: membrane; Golgi apparatus; vesicle. Gene Ontology annotation, biological process: carbohydrate metabolic process. The record is from RefSeq and is a predicted model, not a curated record. NCBI's taxonomy places the organism in Eukaryota, Metazoa, Chordata, Aves, Eurypygiformes, Eurypygidae.